This is a messenger RNA of Callorhinus ursinus (northern fur seal), 2979 nucleotides long. It is a transcript of the gene RPAP2, whose product is annotated as RNA polymerase II associated protein 2. Gene Ontology annotation, cellular component: nucleus; cytoplasm. Lineage: Eukaryota; Metazoa; Chordata; Mammalia; Carnivora; Otariidae. The record is from RefSeq and is a predicted model, not a curated record. Gene Ontology annotation, molecular function: RNA polymerase II CTD heptapeptide repeat phosphatase activity; RNA polymerase core enzyme binding.
GAGCCUCAGAUGACGCUGCCGAUGGCUGACUCCGCUGGGCCGCGCUCUGCCGGUCUCAAGGCCCGGGGCCCCCGCGCCUCCAGAAACGCCGCAGGUGCUAAACAGACAAAUGCCUUAAAACAAGAAGAUGCUUCUAAAAGGAAAGCAGAACUAGAAGCAGCUGUGAGAAAGAAGAUUGAAUUUGAGAGAAAAGCUCUACAUAUUGUUGAACAGCUUUUAGAAGAGGAUAUUACAGAAGAUUUCCUAAGGGAAUGCGGGAAGUUCAUCACACCUGCUCACUAUAGUGAUGUCGUGGAUGAGCGUUCUAUUAUUAAACUCUGCGGUUAUCCCUUAUGUCAGAAGAAACUAGGAAUUGUACCAAAACAGAAAUACAAAAUUUCUACCAAAACCAAUAAAGUCUAUGAUAUUACUGAAAGAAAGUGUUUUUGCAGCAAUUUUUGUUAUAAAGCAUCUAAGUUUUUUGAAGCACAAAUUCCUAAAACUCCAGUAUGGGUUCGAGAAGAGGAAAGGCAUCCUGAUUUUCAGCUGCUACAGGAAGGACAAAGUGGCCAUUCUGGAAAGGAAGUACAGUUAUGCACUAAGGCCAUUAAAACAUCAGAUAUUGACAAUCCUGGCCAUUUUGAGAAGCAUUAUAAAUCUAGUUCUUCUAGCUCUCAUGGUGAUAGUAGCAGUGAUAAUGAGCAAGACUUUGUUUCCUCCAUUCUACCAGGAAACAGACCAAAUGCAAUGGGUGUAAGUCCACAGCUGCACAAAAAAAGCAUUAUGAAAAAGAAAGCUGGUCAGAAAGCUAACUCUAAACAUGAAGACAAAGAACAGACAGUAGUAGGUGUCACUGAGCAGCUAGGCAAUUGCAGAAUAGAUAGUCAUGAGAAAGCUGCUGCUUGUGAACUUCCUUUACAGAAAGUAAGUACUCAGAUUUCUUCAAAUAGUCCUUUGCAAGAAAAAUUAGAAGCUACAGAAAAUUCUGAAAAUAAAUACAGUAGUUCAAAAAUAACUCUAGUAGGCAUAAGUAAGAAAAGUGCUGAGCAUUUUAAGAGGAAAUUUGCCAAAUCAAUCCAAGUUUCUAGGUCAGCCUCUAGUCCGAUGCAGAUGUGUCCUGAAGUUGCAAAGGCAAACUUACUUAAAGUCCUGAAGGAGACUUUGAUUGAAUGGAAGACAGAAGAAACUUUGAGGUUUUUGUAUGGCCAGAAUUACGCUUCUUUGUGUCUGAAACUCUCUUCAGCCCCUCUGGUUAAAGAACAAGAACUUGAUGAAGAUGACAUACACUCUGACCCAGAUAGACAUUCCCCUGCCUUGCAGGAAUCUCAGCACAGCUUGGAUGAGUCUUUACCUUUUAGGGCCUCAGAUACAGCCAUUAAACCACUGCCAAGUUAUGAGAACUUGAAAAAAGAAACUGAAACAUUGAAUCUGAGGAUAAGGGAGUUUUAUAGAGGACGAUAUGUUUUGAGUGAAGAAACCACCAAAUCACAAGACUCAGAAGAGCCUGAUCCCACCUUUCCACUGAUAGAUUCAAGUUCUCAGAACCAGAUUAGAAAACGCAUCGUACUUGAAAAGUUGAGUAAAGUAGUGCCUGGACUUGUGGGGCCUCUUCAGAUCACAUUAGGAGAUAUUUAUGCACAACUGAAAAAUCUCAUCCAAACUUUCAGAUUAACAAAUAGAAAUAUUAUACACAAACCUGCAGAGUGGACCUUAAUUGCUGUGGUGUUGCUGUCAUUACUGACCCCAAUUCUUGGCAUUCAGAAGCAUUCUCAGGAAAAUGUGGUGUUUACACAGUUUAUAGAGACUUUGCUUGAAGAAUUACAUUUGAAGAAUGAAGACCUUGAAAGCUUAACCAUCAUAUUUAAAACCAGCUGUUAACCACGGAGUGGUAUAAUCCAUGAAGACCGAAUAGAAGAUGAUCGUCUAUUCAUCAUUUCUGGAAUUCUAGCUACAAUAAUGUUUUGGUGGUAACUGAUAACUAGCUUUGUUCCAAGAAAGACCUCUUUAGAUUUCAGUCCCCUGCUUCCCGGUCCCUAACUAUACAGUGACUUCCCCUAGAUAGAGGAGAACCAUUUUUCCAACAAGGAUAACCAAGUCCUUGCAUCCCUAGCUGUAAGACAUAGUAUUUUUAUUUACUUGAAAAUGAAAAUUGAAAUCUUAAGUUGAAACGUUAAUAAAUAUUGAUCUUAUUUAUUGGUUGAGAGACAUUUGAGAACAUUCCCAUUUUGGCCUCACAAUCUAAACUCUAGAUUCUUAAAACAGUGAAGAGUUCAAUAAAUGCAACCUAAGAUGAAGCCUUUGGAAGUCUAGUCAGUCACUAUUCUUUUAAAGAAACUGUGCUGUAAAAUGGUCCUGAGCAGUGUAAUCUUACAAGUCCAAAACAGGAGUAUUCCAGAAUUUUCUGGACUCGACUAAAAAAAGGAAACUAGUUUGUUUUCAAAAUUUACACAGCUUUUUCAAAAUGUCUGUCAAGCAUGCAAGUUACAAGGCCUCCAGAGUGGUUAAGGGUGGUGGGGGGGGGGGCCCUUAGACAAUUUGGGAAGCCUUACUGGAGGGCCAAGAAACAAAAUAAGAAUCAGAUCUACACUCUUGGACACUGGAGGAAAUGACAGCUGCUAGAAGUCUAACCAUGGAAAGGGUCCAGAAAGCAGCCUGAUGGAGUGAGGAGCUUAAUGGACAAGAAUCUACAAGUUCAGUAAGUCACAGGCUACAAUGUACAGAAAUCAGCUGUUUUUGUAUAUUAGCAAUGAAAAAUCCAAAAAGGAAGAAAAUUCCAUUCACAGUAGCACCAGAAAGAAUUCAAUACUUAGUAAAUUUAACAAAAGAAGUACAAGACUUGUGGGGUGCCUGGGUGGCAUAGUCAGUUAAGCGUCUGACUCUUGAUUUCAGAUCAUGUCCUGAUCUCAGUGUCUUGAGAUCGAGCUGUGGGUUAGCUCAUGCCCAGCACAGAGUCCGCUUGAGAUUCUCUCUCCUUCUCCCUCUGCCCCUCCUACUUGUACA